Molecule: messenger RNA, 906 nt
Organism: Rhinocladiella mackenziei CBS 650.93
Lineage: Eukaryota; Fungi; Ascomycota; Eurotiomycetes; Chaetothyriales; Herpotrichiellaceae
Exons: 3
Coding region: 1-906 (301 amino acids)
Source: RefSeq, a predicted model, not a curated record
AUGAGCAAGAUACCAGAUGCCUGGGAGGACGAAUGGUCGUCCGUCGCAGAUAAACAGCCGACCCCUCCAAACGAGUCCGGAGAACCGAAAAAGGUCUCUUCCCGAGUGACUAAAGCCCAGCGAAGGGCACAGCAAGCCGAGUUCAACAGACAACUCUGGGCUGAAGCCGAAGGACCCAAAGAAACCAACUACUUCCUCGAAUCCCGCAAUGUCGUGCCCCUCCGCUCCGAGUUCAAACCUCCCCCAAUCCUUCUGUCCAGGAAAGGUCCCAUAAUCCAAUCCCCUAAGCUGUCGACAAGUGGCAUGCAAGACUUGAGCCUCAGCAACGACAACAAGAAUGCCGAGUCAUCUGAAGACGAAGAUGAGAUCAAAGCUAGAGAGCUCUCGCUCGCGGAACGCCAGGCCCAAGCUGCCCGGGACCGCGAAGAGAAACAACGGAAAUACGAAGAGCGGAGACAAGAGCUCUUUGGUCCCCCAAGCAACAGCAACUCCUCCUCACAGCAGGCAAAUAACUAUAAGUCAGAUACACCCAGUCCCGCGAGCCUCACGCCACCGGGUUCGCGAUCGGCCACGCCUAAUCGAGGACGAGGUAAAGGCGGCCGUCGUGGCGCCGCCAAUACCAACAACUUGAACCCUCGAACACCGUCUCGAGGAUCCCAGCACCGAGAACUGUAUGAUCCCUCCUACGUUGCAAAGCCGGAUUCCGUACACGUCCCGCGCCGCGAGAAUGGGAGUUCGAAUCCUCGGACGCCUGAGAUCCAACCUGUUCGAGUACCGAGAGGUCCCGAUGGUUCCGGGAGAGGCGGCUUUGGAUUCGCCAUCCCCAAUCCCAACCCACGGCCCGUUCGUGGUGAUCCCGAAAGUACAGAAAACGCCCCGGCUCUCACUGACGACUCGUCGACAUGA